CCUGCUCCAGUUUUUCAGGCAAGUCCAAGAAAGGAGGAGACUUCAGGAUAACUUCCUGCAUAACAAGCCUGAAACCACGGCUAACCGACACUUUUGUCGGGGUAUUUUUUCAGGGAAAGGCAAAUGGUAAUAACACAACCAUAGCUUGCUCGUCGGGAUUUAAUUUGCUAAAAUAAAGACUGUAUCUUAACAAACAUACAUAGCUAGCAUUGAUGCUGCUAGCUGGCUAACGUAAGCAGCCGGAUAGUGCAUUCCAAACAUCGGAUAGUGAAACGGCUGGGUCCACGGCGAAGGACAUUAUGGAGGUGGUGGUGGUGUACGAGUAUGCGGCGCAGCAUGAGGAUGAGCUGACCCUGCGGCUGGGAGAGGUGAUCAGGAGCGUGUGCAGGGUGGAGGAGGAGGGCUGGCUGGAGGGAGAGCUGAGCGGCAGGAGAGGACUCUUCCCCGACAACUUUGUAAAGGAGGUGAAGAGGGAGGAGGUGAAGGAGGAGGCUGUGCGCAGGGAGAAGAGUGGAGCAGGGAAUGUGGCCAACCUGGUCCAGAGGAUGAGCACUUAUGGUCUUCCAGCUGGGGCCUUCCAGCCCAGCUCCCAACCACGCACGCCCCGCAAGAGUAAGGCUGUGUGUUUGUCAUGUUUGGAAGUUGCUUUGCCAAUCCCAUCAUUACCAUCCGCUGCAAAGCCCACCCACUCAGCCAGCCAGAGAGAUGACGGGGACAGCAGAGCUAAAGUGAGAGAGCUCUGCAAGGCCACCUUCGCCUUUGAGGCCACCAAUGACGACGAGCUCACGCUGGUGGAGGGAGACAUCAUCCACAUCCUCAGCAAGGAUACCGGGGAGCCAGGCUGGUGGAGAGGAGAAAUCGGGGGGAAGGAGGGUGUGUUCCCCGACAAUUUUGUGGCCUUAUUGUCCGACGGGGAGAAAGAGACUUCAACUCCAAGAGGAUCCGUCAAACUGCCUCCCAAACCUGACUCAGAAGAGAGACCCAAGAAGCCCCCACCGCCAUCUAAGAACACAGCUCUCAAACCCGAGGUCCCAAGUGCAGACAAGAAACCCUCUCUGCCCCGGCCAGAGGACCGCGGUGACAAGACGGUGCCCGACCCGAAGGCCAAACCCUCCGCCCCUGUGGUGCCCCCUAAGAAGCCCCUGGCCCCCCCGGGCAAGGGCCGGCCAGGCAGCCUGCCCCCCAAGCGCCCCGACAAGCCCCUCGCACCCUCACCUGGAGCCAAACACAAUGGAGAGGUGCCUUCACAGAGACCAAAGUCUGACUUUGAGCCCAUGUUACCUAGCAAACCAAACACCCUGUCUGCAGACUGGGGAGAGAAGGCCUUGGACAUGGACCUGCUAGGGUUUAGGGACCUGUCUCCAGGCUCAGAGAAGCUGUCUCACCCCACGGCCAGCAGGCCCAAGAUGCCUGGCAGGAGACUUCCCGCACACUUAGGAGCACACUCACCAAACAAGGAUGUCUCACCGGAGAAGUCCUUCCUGGUGGAGGAGGAUGACUCUGCCAAGCCCACACUGCCAGACAGCAGGAAGCCUAUGGUUUCCACGUCCAUGCCUGCUCUCUACCAGUCCUCCGUCCUGAAGCACAACCCCUCCAGCACCGGGGCGGUGUCGGAAUCCAAACCCUGUGCACCCUCGGCCCCCAGCUCCAUCCCUGCUUUUACCUCGGCCCCUGCUGCCACACCUGCCCCUGGCCCCGGCCCCAGGGCAGAGCCAGCACCUGCCCCUGGCCCCGGCCCCAGGGCAGAGCCAGCACCUGCCCCUGGCCCCGGCCCCAGGGCAGAGCCAGCACCUGCCCCUGGCCCCGGCCCCAGGGCAGAGCCAGCACCUGGCCCUGGCCCCGGCCCCAGGGCAGAGCCAGCAGAGCAGGGGCCCCUGCUGGAGGAUCUGCGAGCUCAGAUCAAGGACCUGCUCCUCUCUGUGGAGCUGCUGAAGACCCAGCAGAUGAGAGAGAUCGCGGAGCUGAGGGGAGAGCUGGAUGAGGAGAAGUUGAAGCGUGUGGCACUCCAGAUGGAGGUAGAGAAAUUAAAGAGGAUGGUUCAGUCCACGUGAAGACCACCACCUGUGACCCCGCUAGCAGCCCGGCCCCUGCUAGGAGGAGCAGGAGGAGGAGGAGGAGGAGGAGGAGCAGGAGGAGGAGAAGCAGGAGCAGCCCGGCCCCUGCUAGGAGGAGGAGGAGGAGCAGGGCGAGGAGGAGGAGGAGGACGACUACUCCUCACAGAUCUAUUCCACAUGAGUUAUUACAGAUCUAUUCCACAUUUGUAAAGAUUUAAAUUUUUGCACAUAUUAAGGUUUUUCUAGCUAUGGAAGAAGGUGGAAUUAGGACCAAGAUGUGUAUACUAUUAUGUAUAUUUUAAUUUUUUGUUUUGCCAACACAACUGAUCAAGGCCUUAAAUACUACUGUGCUGGUUUGUCAGCCCCCCCUCCUCUCCUGUCCUUCCUGUGGUGGUGGGGGGGGGGGGGGGGGGGGCUUGCUUUACUACUGACUCAGUAUAAACAAACAGGAGGAAUCUUUUCUUAUUUUUUAUGACGUGCAGGUAGAAAAAGAAAUCUUGGCCGAAAUCAUGAUUUUCAUGAUAACAAAGAUCCAUAUUAGCCUGUGAGAUGAACUGUUGUGAUGCUGCCCUCUCUGCUGCUGCAGGGAUGUCCUCACAGUCACUGGGGAGAGAUGGUGGUGGUGUUUGUUUUCUAACAUUCCUAUCCAGGGUAACACUAAUGUGCCUGUUCACAAUGACUCAACAGUUAUUGUUGAUAUUGGGAGCUUACAUGUAUCAGAUGCUUUAGAUGGCAGCAUAAUGUAUUUUAUUAAAAGCCUACUGACCUGCCUAGUCACAUAUUAUAGAAAGCCCUGUUUUGGUUACUGAUGCUUGCUGUGUCAGUCGGUUUCCUCUCAGACAGAGCAGGUCAAGACUCUCUAACGGUGCAGGAUAUAGACUAUAUGUUUAAUACCAGAACAUACAGCCAGCAAUAGUGAUCUACUUGAAACGAACACAAGUUGUUUGUAAGAAGCUCUCAUCCUCUGGCUGGCUGCAGCUCUUUAAUGCCAAAUGCCCUCAACUGUCUCUUCAUACAGAAUACCGUUCUGUCUGUUUCUAAGACUGAAGGACUAUGGUCUGUUGGAGCAGACAGGCAGCUGUCAGAUGUAAACCAGAUGUAUACCAGGUAGGGCAGGUGAGGUGUGGUCUACAUCAAGGUUAUGUUCUGUGUGUCUGUGUGCGUGUGUGUAAGAGCAUUAAUCACAGAAGCGCUGUCAUGGUUAUGGGUCCGUCCAGACCAGCGGAGGAUUAGGCAUUGGAGACCAGGAGGUUAGGGUUCGGGACUGGAGACCAGGAGGUCUGUUGGUGCUGGUAAUGCUGCAUGACAUUGCUCAGACAAAUCAUUACAAACACCUGGAGCUCCGAUCUCAUGGAGGAUAGAAGCUGUAUAUUGUUCUUUUUUUAUUAACUCAGGGUUUACUCCCCUGCAAACAUGAACAACAUUUGUUCCUUGUGGAUUCUGUACCGGAGGCUGAAUAAAGUCUUAUUUUAGUUAAAUAGAUAUACAUAUGCAUAUAUGUAUUAUACAGAUCUCACUAAUUUCUUACCUAGGAAAUUAACUCUGCAUAAGUACUCCAUAGAAGCCCUGCAAACAUACCGGCUCAUCCCUAAGGAGCGAUCCCGUCUCAUCCCUUCACUUGUCUUUGGUUGUGUGUGUGUGUGUGUGUGUGUUGGAGGGCAAGUUUGCUUGUGUUUUCUGGGAGGGUGGGUUAUUGUGUUGGCCUUGUAAACCGCUCUCUGGAUCACUGCAGGGCCAACGAACCUGUUGGCCAUAAAGCAAUAACAAUCUUUAGUGUCUUAACUCCUCUCCUACUGGCUGCUUAACGCUGAGGUCCAGCAAGAAGAUAAUCACUCAAAGAUGAACAGCUAAUCAUGUCCAUAGCCUUCGUUGGGCUAUAUUAUAAUGUACAUUCCCAUAUUUUGACAAUAAAAGGAUAAGAUGACGUGCACAUUUAACAUCUUUCUAGGUGAUCUUGUUUACAUGUGCUGUAAAAAACAAAAAAACAAAUGCAUGAACAGCGAUUUUCUUUCUUCCUAAAUGAAUAAAUAUCUUUAUUUACUGUCA
Molecule: messenger RNA, 4100 nt
Organism: Osmerus eperlanus (European smelt)
Lineage: Eukaryota; Metazoa; Chordata; Actinopteri; Osmeriformes; Osmeridae
Gene: cd2ap
Product: CD2-associated protein
Exons: 17
Coding region: 300-2051 (583 amino acids)
Biological process (GO): actin filament organization; cell migration
Molecular function (GO): protein binding
Source: RefSeq, a predicted model, not a curated record